AUGUUGAAGAAACGAGAUGGGAGGGGGACCGUUCUCUUCUGCGACUUUCUGUUCCGCAGCUCGAGCUCGAGCGCGCGCGAAGUAUUCCUUCUGGCGUUGGCGAGCCGGGUUUAUCUUGCGCAGCCGGCCGCGGUUGUGGCGCAGCCCGUCAAGCUCGCGUGCGUGCAACUCGCCUCAGGUUCCGACAAAGCCGCCAACCUGACGCACGCCGCGGCCAAAGUACGGGAAGCCGCCCAGGCCGGCGCCAAGAUCGUGGUCCUCCCGGAGUGCUUCAACUCCCCCUACGGCUGCGACCACUUCCCGUCCUACGCCGAGGAGCUGCUCCCAUCGCCGCCCACACCCACCCAGUCACCCUCCUACCACGCCCUCUCAGCAAUGGCGCGCGACAACGCGGUCUACCUAAUCGGCGGCUCCAUCCCCGAGCUCUCCACCUCCUCACCCGACACCAACACCACCACCACCAAAAAGACCUACUACAACACCUCCCUCACCUUCUCCCCGACAGGCACGCUCCUCGCCACCCACCGCAAGAUCCACCUCUUCGACAUCGACAUCCCGGGCAAGAUCACCUUCCGCGAAUCCGACGUGCUCUCGCCCGGCAACCAGCUCACCAUCGUGGACUUACCAGAAUACGGACGGGUCGGCGUGGCCAUCUGCUACGACGUGCGGUUCCCCGAGCUGGCGACCAUCGCGGCGCGGCGCGGCUGCUUCGCGCUGGCCUACCCGGGCGCCUUCAACCUGACGACGGGCCCGCUGCACUGGGAGCUGCUGGCGCGGGCGCGCGCGGUCGACAAUCAGCUGUACGUGGCGCUGUGCAGCCCCGCGCGCGACCUGGCGGCCGGGUACCAUGCGUGGGGGCAUAGCAUGGUGGUGGAUCCGAUGGCCAAGGUGUUGGUGGAGGCUGGGGAGGGGGAGGGGGUGGUGGUGGUGGAGUUGGAUGGGGGGAGGAUUGAGGAGGCGAGGAGGGGGAUUCCGUUGAGGGAUCAGAGGCGGUUUGAUGUGUAUCCUGAUGUUAGUCGGGUGCAAUGA
Messenger RNA from Chaetomium fimeti, 1029 nucleotides. Its product is annotated as carbon-nitrogen hydrolase. Bases 1 to 1029 code for a protein of 342 amino acids. Gene Ontology annotation, cellular component: mitochondrion. The transcript is spliced from 2 exons. The record is from RefSeq and is a predicted model, not a curated record. Gene Ontology annotation, biological process: oxaloacetate metabolic process; L-glutamine metabolic process. Gene Ontology annotation, molecular function: omega-amidase activity. Lineage: Eukaryota; Fungi; Ascomycota; Sordariomycetes; Sordariales; Chaetomiaceae.